AUGUCACAUAGAUCCCUAUAUAAAGGUAAAAAAUCUGAUAUAGAUGGAGGAAUAUUAUCAAAUUCAUCUUCUAGAGCUCAAUCACGAUCAAGAACUCCAAUGAGAUCAGACGAUUCAGAUUAUGAAAGUGAUUAUGAAGAAGGUGAAUUAUUGAAAAUAGAAGAGAUAUUAAGAGAGAAAUUAUCUAGUUUAAAUACACAGGAUAUGGGAGAAAUUGGGAAAGAAGAUAGAAUAAGUUCUGGUGAUAGAAGACAAUUUGAAGCUCAUCAAUUAAGUAAUAAAAGAAUACAAGAAAAUUCAAAUAUUAAAGAUAUUAUCACUUCUCUAACUUUUUCAAGAAGUGAUAUUAGUUCACAAUCUAGAGAAUUAUUAUUGACUCAACUUUAUAAGUUAAUUAUUUCAAAACCUUUGGUGGUGUAUAAUGAAGAAAAUAUUGGGAAUAAACAAAAUUAUAUUGAUGAGGAAACUGUAUCUAUAUUAAUAAAUCAAUUUACAAAUUCUAAUUAUAGAAGUGAUUUAGAAUUUUUAUAUUUAUUUAAAUCAGUUAUAGCAUUAAUAUGUUCAGAUAUUGAAGAAUUUGGAGUAUUAAUUUCAAAUGAUUUUUUAGGUCAUAUUCAACAUUUAAUUCAAGAACCUGUAAAUAGUAUAAUAACAGCAGAAAAUAAAUCAAAUAUCAUAAUAGGAUAUACUGUAUUAACGUUGAUUUUAUAUAAUGAUUCUUCAAGUUUUGGAAUUGAUGAAAAAAUUUUAUUAUUAAUGGAAAUAUCUGAAGGUUAUAGUGCAAGUGCAACAACUUUACAAAAACAAAUAGAAUCUGGAGAUAGAGAACAUGCUACUUUUAUAACUGAUAAAAAUUUAGAUAAGAGAUUAAUAAAUGAAGCUAAUUCAAAAGUUUUAGCUGAAGCAUCAGUUGCAACUUCUGCAUUAAAUGGAGUAGGUUGUUUAAUAACAUUAAUGAAAAAAGGGGAAUAUUUAAAUGAAAUAAUGGAAGAUUUAAUGAUUAGAUUAAUACCACUUUUGGAUAAUGAUGAAAAUAGAGAUAUUGCAAAAGCUGCUGGGAAAGUUAUAGCAAUAAUUUAUGAAUUAUAUGAUUAUGGAGGAGAUGAUAAAACUGAAAUUAAUGAAGAAGCAGAUGAUGAUGAAGAGUAUAAUUUAAAUUCUCCAUAUUAUGAACAAGAAUCAUUAAACACAAUAUUAACUAGAUUAAUAAAUUUAUCUUCAAAAAAAGUUUCCAAAAAGGAUAAAAAGGAAAUAAGUUCAAUAUUUAGAAAUAUUUUAAAUACAAUCAAAAUUUAUACAAAUACUCUAGAAAGAGAUCAAAUAUACAAACGUACAAAAGAAGGAAUAGAAUUAUCACAACAAAUAAUAGACACAUCAUAUAUAAAAUUAUCAAAAUAUAAACUAAUCAAAAUUAAUUCAUGGUAUUUAUACAUAAGAUUAAGACAUAUCAAAUGGUUAUUUUCAUUUGGAUUACAUUCACAAUUAGUAAACAACGAAUCAGUACGUGAUGUAUUAAAAGAACCAGAAAAUGAAUAUUCAUACGGGUCCACCACCAAUAAUUAUGAUUAUUUUGAUAAUGAUGAUGAUGAAGAAUUUAAUCAAUAUCAUCAUACUUUAAAUAGUAUUAAUGAUAAACAAAGAAGUUUUAAACGUAAAAAGGAAAGAACUGCUAAAAUGGAUGAACAAUUGGAGAAUUUAAAUUUAAAAGAUUAA
This is a messenger RNA of Lodderomyces jiufengensis, 1713 nucleotides long. RefSeq lists its product as uncharacterized. The transcript has a single exon. Lineage: Eukaryota; Fungi; Ascomycota; Pichiomycetes; Serinales; Debaryomycetaceae. The record is from RefSeq and is a predicted model, not a curated record. Bases 1 to 1713 code for a protein of 570 amino acids.